CCGACGACAAAGGGCGCUCGUUCGACAAUGACUGUCCUGCGACUCGCCGUGUCUGUCGUGGGCAUCUAUGUCUCUUUUCUCAGCUGGGCGCUUGUGCAAGAGCGACUGUCGACAACGCCGUACAACGACCCUGCCGGAGGGAAACCUCGCUACUUCCGCUCGGUCAUCUUUCUGAAUACCGUGCAGAGCACACUGAGCGCGUUGAGUGCGCUUCUCUACCUACUCUGGCGACGCAACGCCUCGACACGUAGCUUUUCUGAGCUCGUCGGCUUGUCGACCAGUACUCCUCAGGAAAAUGGGCACGCACAAAGUGCAAAGAAGACCGAUGACAAGCGUAUACAGCAUCUCGUGUUGCGCUAUCUGCAAUGCUCGAUACUCAAUUCGCUCGCGUCGCCUUUUGGAUUUGCCUCCCUGCGACAUAUUUCCUAUCCGACGAUGAUCUUGGGCAAAUCAUGCAAGCUCGUACCCGUCAUGCUCAUGAACAUCGUCUUAUACCGCAGAAAAUUCGCUGUUCACAAAUACCUUGUCGUCGGAAUGGUCACGUUGGGCAUCAGCCUCUUCAUGCUCUGCCAACCUGUCGACGCGCACAAGAAAUCUAAAGGCGCUGCUCAGUCGAGCUUGUUCGGCUUAUGUCUGCUCCUCAUCAAUCUGCUCAUCGACGGUGCCACCAACUCGACGCAAGAUGAGAUAUUCAGCAAGUAUAAGAUCAACGGAACUCAGAUGAUGUUCUGUAUGAAUGUUCUCUCGACUCUGCUGACCAGCUUUAUCCUCGUCGUCCCUCUGCCCGCCAUCCCAGUCCUGAACCCUCAAGGAGGUGGAGCGACUGAGGGUGCCGCGGCACUUGCAUUCAUACGAUCUCACCCUGGCGUCUUGACGGAUAUCUUGCUCUUUUCGCUCGCCGGUGCGAUCGGUCAAAUUUUCAUCUUCGACACGCUCGAACACUUUGGCUCGCUCACGCUUGUGACCAUUACAGUCACGCGCAAGCUCUUUACAAUGCUUCUGAGCGUAUUCGUGUUCAAGCACAAACUCGCCUUCGGACAAUGGGUCGGCGUGGGCGUCGUCUUUGCUGGCAUCGCUGUCGAAGCUCAGGUGAAGCGGAAUGCUUCGCGAGCCAAGAAGAUCGUUCAAGAGCAGGAGAAAGCAAAGCUAAAGGAGAUAUAGAGGUGCUCUUGCAGACUGUUGUUGUGCUACUAUGCAUUGCUCCGCUGAGAAUCCGUGGAUGCCCAA
Molecule: messenger RNA, 1227 nt
Organism: Mixia osmundae IAM 14324
Lineage: Eukaryota; Fungi; Basidiomycota; Mixiomycetes; Mixiales; Mixiaceae
Exons: 2
Coding region: 28-1161 (377 amino acids)
Biological process (GO): UDP-galactose transmembrane transport
Cellular component (GO): Golgi membrane; endoplasmic reticulum membrane
Molecular function (GO): UDP-glucose transmembrane transporter activity; UDP-galactose transmembrane transporter activity
Source: RefSeq, a predicted model, not a curated record